UCGGCGGGCGGCGCGAAGCGCGGAGCGGGAGCCGGAGCCGGAGCCGGAGCCGCUGCCGCCACCUGCGCUGCAGCCAACAAGAUGUCAUGGCACCCCCAGUACCGCAGCUCCAAGUUCCGACAUGUCUACGGCAAGCCCGCCAGCAAAGAGAACUGCUACGACUCUGUGCCCAUCACACGCAGCGUCCAUGACAACCACUUCUGUGCCGUCAACCCCCACUUCAUCGCUGUGGUCACUGAAUGUGCCGGCGGGGGAGCCUUCCUUGUCAUCCCCUUGCACCAGACGGGAAAGUUGGACCCUCACUACCCCAAGGUCUGUGGGCACAGAGGGAACGUCUUGGACAUCAAGUGGAAUCCUUUCAAUGACUUCGAGAUUGCCUCCUGUUCUGAAGAUGCUACUAUUAAGAUCUGGAAUAUCCCCAAGCAGUUGUUGACAAGGAACCUCACAACCUACAGGAAGGAGCUGAUAGGUCAUGCACGCAGGGUGGGGCUGGUGGAGUGGCACCCUACAACUGCCAACAUUCUCUUCAGUGCUGGUUAUGACUACAAGGUGAUGGUGUGGAACCUGGACACAAAGGACUCUGUAAUUUCUGGGCCGGUGAGGACAAUCAACUGUCACCAAGAUGUGAUCCUCUCCAUGUCAUUCAACACCAAUGGCAGCAUGUUGGCCACCACCUGUAAGGACCGCAAGAUUCGGAUUAUUGACCCCCGACUAGGGACUGUCUUCCAGGAAGCCAGCUACAAGGGGCACCGGGCCAACAAAGUACUAUUCCUGGGGAACCUCAAGAAGCUGCUAUCCACAGGUACCUCCCGCUGGAACAACCGGCAGAUGGCCCUGUGGGACCAGGACAACCUUUCUGUGCCCCUCACAGAGGAGGACCUGGACGGCUCCUCUGGUGUGCUGUUUCCCUUCUUUGACCCGGACACCAGCAUGCUCUACAUUGUGGGAAAGGGAGACGGGAACAUCCGCUACUAUGAGGUGAGCACUGAGAAACCUCACCUGACCUACCUGACUGAGUACCGCUCCUACAACCCACAGAAGGGGAUCGGUAUCAUGCCAAAGAGAGGUCUCGACGUGUCUUCCUGCGAGAUCUUCCGCUUCUACAAACUGAUCACAACCAAAAGCCUCAUCGAGCCAGUGUCCAUGAUUGUACCCCGGAGGUCAGAAUCCUACCAAGAGGACAUCUACCCGCCCACGGCAGCGGCCCAACCCUCCCUGACAGCUCAUGAGUGGCUCAGCGGAAUGAACAGAGGGCCCAUCAUGAUGUCCCUUAGACCCGGCUCCGAGCUGCUGGACUCUCAGACACUGCCUCCAGAGAGAACCCUCUCCAAUUCUAUGGUCCAAGUGUCACCUCAGCCCUUAGAACCCAUGACACAGCCAGCGGAAGAUGGUGACCAGGCGCCCUUCUCUCUACUGGAAGAGAAGGUACCAAAGUGGGCCACGGAGCAUCAGCUGGAGGAGAAGUCCUGGAUCACUAAUGGGUUUGAUGUUUUCGAAUGCCCCCCACCAAAAACAGAAAAUGAGCUGCUGCAGAUGUUCUACCGGCAACAGGAGGAGAUCCGGAGGCUCCGGGAGCUGUUAAUCCAGAGAGAGGUCCAGACCAGGCAGCUGGAACUGGAGAUCAAAAACCUUCGGAUGGUCUUAGAACAGUUCUGAGCAGAGGUCUCCUCCAUCCUUGCCCUCAGGGACACCGCUAGGCUCUGUGGAGAGGUCCAGAACCAAACCGCAGGUCCCCGAGAACAACCACUAUUUAUAUAUUUUAUACUGGGAAAAUAAAACUGUUGCUGAAAGAGAUCCCAGUGGGACAUGGUGCCGCUUUCCUGUCGCCUUCUCGAAGCUGCAGUUCCUGGCCUGGCUGGUUUAGAUUACACCCUGUCUUCUGCUGAAUUCUGGUUUUAAGGAUUGGUGAGGAGCUAUGACCUCCUAGAAGGGGGGAAACUUGAUAGAAAGAUCUGGAAGGACUGGGUAGGUCAACCUGCCUGUGGUUUGCAACUCUGGCCAUAGACUAGGAGGCAAUUUUGGUCAGUGGGCUCAUUCUAGACGAUACCCCCUGUCUCCGUCAGCUUGCUUUGGAAUAGAUACUUUAACUGCUAAAUUAUUUUUUAGAAGUUUGAAAACCACUGCUCUGGUAUUUUAUAGUGAGGAAACUGAGGCCCAGAGAGAGAGAGAAGAUCUGUUUCCUGGCAGGGCUGGACUGAGGUUCUGUCCAUCUGGGUCUGUCUGACAAUGCUGUUCUCAGUCCCCACAGUAAGACCCAUUGGUUCUGUCCGCAUCUGUAUCUGGACUUCCUGAUAACCUCUUAUUGAAUACCUCUCUCUCUGGUCUUGGUUUUUUCAUUUGAACAAGGGGAAGGCUCGAAUGAGCUGCCCACUCUAUGACUUUCCACCAAAGUCUUGAUUUUGACCAUGCCCUUUGACGCAAUGACCUGAGUUGAAUGCAGAAACUCACUCUGGUACAGAGACUCAGUCUGAGAGGAAUGCGUGAAGAUUUGGCCUGAUUCUAAACCACAGGCGGGUGGCCAAACUCAUCCUUCUAACCAGAAUCAUGGGUAGAUCUUUCCAUAGGUGGGGACACAGACCUCAGAGCUGAGUUCAUGUCUGUUGACUCCUGGAUAUCUAGACCCAGGGUAUCUAAAGUCCUCUAGGAAGUAGGGGGUCCAGCAUUGGAUGUGGCAAAGCCCUGUGGCCAGCCACAAGUAAGGGCUCUGGUUGACUGCACUGGGUAAAAAAAAAAUGGGUCCAGAUGGCACCUGGUCUCAAAGCCUGUGGCCCUUACUUGUGUAUCUUGUGCCCGGUUCUGAGGUUCUUUUCUUUCUUGGUGUACAGCAAGCCUAGCUGGUACCUGAGAACCAACUUGAGACAAGGCUUACCACAAGAAGUACUGCCUCCCCAUCCUCCCCUGGAUAGACAGUGUUUCCCCUGUCACACAGGGUCAUGCUGGAGCUCAAUUGAAAAUUACAGGGGCCAUCCAGGCUAACAGGUUUUGACAUACGUUGUCCAUUAACACCCCUCUGGAUGCAUACUGAUGACCAGAGCUGGCCGCUGAAGCUGACCCUGCAGUGGAUGGUGUCUCCCUCUGGACAAGCUGCCUAGGUGGCUUCUGUACAGUGGGGAUGGAGACACUUUUGGCUAGCAUCCUGCUCCUGUAUUGACAACGGAAGCAGUGCAAAGCCAGUUCCCACGGGACCUCAUCACUCACCAUAGCCGGUAUCUGCACACAGCAGAGUCCUGUGCUCCUUGGUUUAUUCUCCAUCCCUGUACUACACUAGGACUCUAUACCCAGUGAUGAGCUAUGUUUGCCUUUUUUUGUGCUCCUGAAUAAGAGGCUCCAGGCAAUGACAGGGACCUGGAGCUCCUAGGAUGGGGCUCUCUCUCCUUUGUGACCAGUAUGUCACUUUGUAAAGCUCCAACCCAAUGUUUAGAAAGCCGGAUGGUCAUGUAGUAAAGAAACCAGCCCAAAACCACUGGCUGCCACUUGCAUAUGGCUAGGGGUGGGGUCCAGGGAGCUUCCCAUCACAUUUCUGUACAUCACCAUCCCCUCAACAAAGCUAUCCCCACCGUAAGGGAACCAGCCCUCACAUUCAGGAACAGGUCACAGGGCGGCUACGAACAAAUUUAUUUGUUGUUUCUUGUUUUGUUGGGUUUUUUUUUACAUUUAGAAUAAAUUAUUUAAAUUAUUUCAUAGCAAGGGAGAGGGAUAGGUAAUUUUUGUCAGAUAUUUUUUUAACUCUCUCUUUUUUUUAAGAUUAUGUUUUUACGUCCUUGAGCUAAUGGAGCAACACUGUCUAUUAAGACAGCGUUCACCCGAGCAGCAGAGAAGCCCUCAUCUCCUCACUUCAUGCCUUGGGAGCUCCCUUUCUGCUGACUCAGGAACUUUGUGUAGAUGAGGGAGAGUGCUUGGAGAUGAGCUUGUACUCACCUUAACUCUACAAUAAUUCUGCUUCCUGGAACAAAACUUGAGGUGGUGUCCCAGGGGAAACAGGAAUCGACCUACGCUUUUCAUAUGAAACCGUGCCUGAAGCCGUUUGAGUGAUUGUUUAAUGUUUCUUAAAUUCCUUGUACCUUUGUAAAAUAAUAAUAAUAAAAGUUAAAAUACAGAAUCGUGCAAUGUAAGAAUAUGACAAUCAACCGUGGGUGGUAAUUCCCACCUGUAAUACCAGCCCUUGGAAGGCUGAGGCAGGAUUGAGAAUUUCAGACUAGCCUGGGCAAAGAGUCUGAGCCUGCCUCAACCAAAAUAAUAAAACACCAGAUUCGAUAUUGCAA
Molecule: messenger RNA, 4262 nt
Organism: Arvicanthis niloticus (Nile rat)
Lineage: Eukaryota; Metazoa; Chordata; Mammalia; Rodentia; Muridae
Gene: Coro2a
Product: coronin 2A
Molecular function (GO): actin filament binding
Source: RefSeq, a predicted model, not a curated record